AUGGAUCGUACUUGGAUGUACGAUAGAGUAUAUUCCAAUAGACACGGAUUGAAAGAAGAGUAUGUUCGCGGGGUUAAAGACUUCGUAAAGAGGGCUUUGAAACAACCUAUUUGUAAAUCUGAGGGAGGGAUAAGGUGUCCGUGUAUAAAUUGCAAGUGUCUCAAGAUAAGAACACCAACUAAUGUUAGACUUCACUUGUAUCGAGAUGGAUUUCAACCAGACUAUUGGAUUUGGACUCAACAUGGAGAAGUAGAGCUCAAUGUUAAUACAAGGAAUGAUUCAAAUAGUAGUGAGCAUGUGCAUCAUGAUGACCAAAUUGAGGCAAUGAAUCAGAUGGUGUAUGAUGCUUUUAGGCCUUAUGGAGUAUUCUCUCACGUGAAUGAUAACAUAGAAGUUGAGGAAUAUACGGAGGAUGAGUUUCCCAACGAAGAUGCCAAACGAUUUUAUGACAAGUUGAUAUCUUUCAACAAGCCCAUUUAUGAGGGAGCUACCCAAUCAAUAUUAUCAAUAUCUACUCAACUUCUUGAAAUUAGGUCUAAUUGGCAUGUACCACAAAAAGGUUUAGAUUUUGUUGCACAAAUGCUUAAAAGUGUAUGUCCAGUUCAAAAAUGCUUGCCCGAGAACUAUUACCAAGCAACACAGUUGGUAUCUAAGUUAGGGCUAAAGGUUGAGAAGAUUGAUUGUUGUAAGAAUGGUUGUAUGUUAUAUUACAAGGAUGAUAGCAAUCUAUCAGAGUGCAAAUUUUGUAAUGCUCCUAGGUUCAUUCCUCGCAAGACUGGCAUGGGAAAGUACAAAGAUAUCCCAGUGAAGAGAAUGUUCUACUUCCCAAUCAUUCCCAGAUUACAAAGAUUGUAUGCAUCAACUGAGUCGGCAAGUGAAAUGAGAUGGCAUCACAUGAACAAAAAUAGUUCCAACAUCCUUCGCCACCCGUCAGAUGGAAAAGCAUGGAAACAUUUUGAUAGUGUAUAUCCUGACUUUUCUAGGGAACCCAGAAAUGUAAGGUUGGGUCUGUGUUCAGAUGGUUUUACUCCUUACAUUCAAGCGUCUGCUUCUCCAUACUCAUCCUAUGGUAUGUUAUCUGGAUGGGGAACACAAGGUAAAUUGGCAUGCCCUCAUUGUAUGGAACACACUGAUGCUUUCACCUUGAAAAGUGGCCAUAAGAAUUCCUGGUUUGACUGUCAUCGUCGUUUCUUGCCAUCUAAUCACUCCUUCAGAAGGAGUAAAAGAAGUUUCCUAAAAAAUAGGGUUGUGACCAAUGAGCCACCUCCCAUUUCCACAAGGAAAGAUAUAUGGGCGGUAAUAAGUAAUUUUCCAAAAGUUACUGAAAUUGGAUGGGAGGCGAAAUGGAAAGAAUUCGAAGGGUAUGGAGUGGAUCACAAUUGGAAAAAGCGAAGUAUUUUUUGGGAUCUCCCAUAUUGGAAGGAUAACUUGUUAAGGCAUAACCUCGAUGUGAUGCACAUAGAAAAAAACGUGUUCGAUAAUAUAUUUAAUACUGUCAUGAAUGUUAAGGAUAAAACAAAGGAUAAUGAAAAGGCAAGAGAAGACUUGGCUAAAUUAUGCUUUCGCGGGGACUUGGAGCUCCAACCCUUAGAAAACGGAAAGAAUGGUAAACCAAAGGCUAGUUACACUCUAACCAAAUCUGAAGCCAAGUUGGUUUGUAAAUGGCUUAAGGAAUUGAGAAUGCCAGAUGGCUAUGCUUCAAACCUCAGUAGGUGUGCUAAUGUAGAAAAGGGUACGGUGCAUGGGAUGAAGAGCCAUGAUUGUCAUGUUUUCAUGGAAUGUUUACUCCCAAUUGCAUUCCAUUCAUUGCCAGAUUUGGUUUGGAAACCAUUAACUGAGCUAAGUCGAUUCUUUAAAGAUCUUUGUUGCAAUACAUUGAGGAUGGACGACUUAAUUAAGUUGGAUGAGAAUAUUCCAAUUAUCAUAUGCAAGUUGGAAAGGAUUUUUCCACCAGGUUUCUUUGACUCAAUGGAGCAUCUUCCAAUCCAUCUUGCCAAAGAAGCAAUUCUAGGUGGUCCAGUACAGUACCGAUGGAUGUAUCCAUUCGAAAGAUUUAUGGGAGUCUCAAAGAGGGCAGUGACAAAUAAGGCUAGAGUUGAAGGUUCCAUAUGCAGUGAUUAUAUACAUCGCGAGACAAAUUACUUUUGCUCUCAUUAUUUCAACUCUUUCCGUUUGUUGCCAACCAUAAAUCUUAGUAACAAACCUCAUUUAGACAAUGAUGACAUUCUACCUACAAUGUCCAUUCUACAAAGUGGCGGUCGACCAAGUGGGAAGUCACGAAAAUAUUUUCUAUCUGAUAAGGAAUGGAAGUCUUCACAUGUGCAUGUCUUGAUAAAUUGUGAUGAGGUUAAACCAUAUCUUGACAUAUUCUUAGAGAACCACUCUCUAGAUAUAGAAGAUUCAUCUGGGCGCAUACAUAUAGAGUUUCCCAUAUGGCUGAAGAAAUAUGUAAAUGAGGAGACAAAUGGAGUUACUAACCAAGAUAUAAUUGCCUUGUCUCGCAGUCCUGCAUCAAUGGCCAUAUCAUGGAACAUGUAUUUUAUCAAUGGGUACAAGUUUCAUACUGAAGAAUGGAGCAAAGGUAGAAAAACUAGCAAUUGUGGUGUGCACGUGAAAGGUCUUGCAGAAGGAGGAAAUACUGAUUUUUAUGGAAUAAUCAAACAUAUCUUUGAGCUAGAUUACUUUGGUCUGAAGCAUAAGAUUCCAGUUUUUUAUUGUGAAUGGUUUGAUCCAACAAGGAAUACGGGCACAAAGGUUCACCCACAAUAUAAAACUGUGGAUAUUAAGAUGGAUAAACGUUAUCGUCCUUAUGAUCCUUUCAUCCUUGCGCAAAAUGCAAGACAAGUGUAUUAUGUCCCAUAUCCAGAAAUGUGUAGAGAUAUGCGUGGAUGGUGUGCGGCAAUCACCACAAAACCAAGGGGUCGCGUAGAGAUUGACAACAUAGAGGAUGAAGUACCUUAUCAAUCUGAUGGGAUGUUACCGGCGCUACCCAAUGUAGAAAUUGAAGCAAUAUCUUGUUUGCGUGACAUGUCACAAUUAGAUGUGUUUGAAGAGAUUUUUGAUUGCUCUACUAGUGAAGCAGAUAGAGGGCAUUGA
This is a messenger RNA of Lathyrus oleraceus (garden pea), 3096 nucleotides long. RefSeq lists its product as uncharacterized. The record is from RefSeq and is a predicted model, not a curated record. The transcript is spliced from 4 exons. NCBI's taxonomy places the organism in Eukaryota, Viridiplantae, Streptophyta, Magnoliopsida, Fabales, Fabaceae. The coding region runs from base 1 to 3096 and encodes 1031 amino acids.